AUGUUAGAAAAGCGAAAUGUUUUUUCUGAAACUGCCGUGUCAGCACAGCAAAAAAAGGCACAAAAAUGUUGCCGUAAGCAAGAAUUCAUCACCACCCUUGUAAAUAUUAAACCUCAACUUCAAGGUUGUUUGUUAUUUUGUGUGAUUUUAGAAAACUUUUUAUUGGCAAAAGAAUUUAUCAGUUCUUUUUGUGCAGUCGACACUUCUGAAACACAUUUCACUUAUCUUUUUUUACUGAUAACAUAA
Messenger RNA from Clunio marinus, 246 nucleotides. Lineage: Eukaryota; Metazoa; Arthropoda; Insecta; Diptera; Chironomidae. The record is from the annotation of a GenBank genome assembly.